Molecule: messenger RNA, 1927 nt
Organism: Leptopilina heterotoma
Lineage: Eukaryota; Metazoa; Arthropoda; Insecta; Hymenoptera; Figitidae
Product: fatty-acid amide hydrolase 2-A
Exons: 9
Coding region: 217-1827 (536 amino acids)
Source: RefSeq, a predicted model, not a curated record
CCUAAUGUACUGUAGUCUUCUUGGUACUGUCUCACAAGUCAGUCAGUUAAGCGUUCUGCCGGAAAGUAGAGGCACCGGAACAUUGCUUCAAUAGUUUAUUGUAAUUUAAUUUUCUCAAUCAUGCGAUGCAUUGACUAAUAAAUUUAAUAAUAAUAAAAAAUAAAAUAAAAAAAUCUCUUGGAAUAUCACAAUUACUUAUUAGCAAAACAAGACUAAAUGUCGAGUAAGGAAAAGAAACACGAAAAAAUGAAGACCAUUGGGAAAAUAUUGUCUGUGAUUCACAAACUGAUAGAAUUUAUAGUCAGAGGAUUAUUACUUUUAGUUGCAUAUGUAAGUGGUCCAGCGGAAAUGCAACCGCCAAUAAAAGAUUUAACACUUUUACACAGCGCAACAGCAUUAGCGACGAAAAUUCGCAACAAACAACUCUCAUCAGAGGAUGUUGUACAAUCGUACAUCGAUAGAAUAAGAGAAAUUCAACCAAUAUUAAAUCCAAUGGUUGAAGAUCGUUUCGAGGAGGCAUUAAAAGAUGCAAGAAAAUGUGACGAAUUAUUAAAAUCAUCUAAUUCUCCAACAGUUGAAUUUCUUGCCAAAGAAAAACCUCUAUUUGGAGUUCCAUUUACGACAAAGGAUUGUGUUGCCAUUAUUGGCAUGAAACAAACUGCUGGAAUUGUAUGCCGUAAGGAUUGUAUAGCCGAUGAGGAUGCAAAUGUAAUAAAAUUAAUGAGAAAUGCUGGAGCUAUACCUCUUGCAACGACAAAUGUAUCGGAAGGUGCAAUGUGGUGGGAGUCCAGUAAUUUAUUGUACGGAACCAGCAGAAAUCCUUACAACACAAGACACAUUGUCGGAGGAUCAUCAGGUGGAGAAGGUUGUCUGCAGGCGGCUGCAGGUUCUCCAUGUGGAUUAGGCUCCGAUAUUGGUGGCUCCAUACGAAUGCCCUGCUUUUUUAAUGGAAUUUUCGGUCAUAAACCUUCCAAGGGAAUUGUUUCAAAUCACGGACAAUAUCCUAGCACACACAAUGAACAGCAAGACUCACUUCUGGGAAUUGGACCAAUGUGUCGAUAUGCUCAGGACAUGCUUCCAAUUUUAGAAAUAAUAGCCGACAGUAACGCGGAAAAAUUGAAUCUACGUUCGAAAGUUGAUAUUUCAAAACUCAAGUUCUACUACAUGGAAAAUAAUGGUGGUCAAUUUUUGGUAUCGCCAGUAGAUCGUGAAAUAAAUGAAUCGAUGAGAAAAAUUGUCAAUUAUCUUGAGAAGGCGCACAAAAUAAAAGCAACGAAAAUACAAAUGAAAAAAAUGAAAAUGAGUUUAGCCUAUUGGAUGGCAGCGAUGACUGGUGAAAAGGGAAAAGAUUUUGCCUAUGAAUUAACAAAUAGAAAGGGUCAAAUUAAAGUUUGGUGGGAAUUAAUAAAAUGGUUUUUCUUCAUGAGCAAUCAUACAUUAAUUGCCUUAAUGACAUCAGCUUUUGAAAAAUUCAAUAUGAAAAUUGGAAGUGAACAACAUACAAAAUUAAUACAAGGCGGAAGGGAACUCUAUCAAGAAUUUAGAGAUAUGCUGGGAGAAGAUGGAAUUUUCUUGUAUCCAACUCAUCCGACAGCUGCUCCACUGCAUCAUGAGCCUCUUAUAAAACCAUUCAAUUUUACUUAUACAGCAAUAAUAAAUGUUCUUGGACUACCAGCAACCGCUUGUCCAUUAGGUCUUAAUAAACAAGGGCUUCCGAUUGGUAUUCAGAUAAUUGGUGGCCUUUAUCAAGAUCGCCUUACAUUAGCAGUUGCAGAGGAAUUAGAACGCGGAUUCGGAGGCUGGGUUCCUCCAUCAAUAACCGCAUAAAUUAUCUAACGUUAUUUAUAAUUGAAAGAUUUUCUACCGCAAGCAAGUAAAACAAGUUAUUAAACAUUUUUCCACUUCAAUGACUAAGCAAAAAAAUAAU